Messenger RNA from Brienomyrus brachyistius, 8737 nucleotides. Its product is annotated as nuclear receptor ROR-alpha A-like. Gene Ontology annotation, biological process: regulation of transcription by RNA polymerase II. Bases 156 to 1721 code for a protein of 521 amino acids. Gene Ontology annotation, cellular component: nucleus. Gene Ontology annotation, molecular function: nuclear receptor activity; RNA polymerase II cis-regulatory region sequence-specific DNA binding; zinc ion binding. The record is from RefSeq and is a predicted model, not a curated record. NCBI's taxonomy places the organism in Eukaryota, Metazoa, Chordata, Actinopteri, Osteoglossiformes, Mormyridae. The transcript has 11 exons.
CCCACACACCCACCGCUGCCGCGAUCUCACACUCGCACUUCUUAGUUAUACUCUAAAAUAGGCGGCGAGACCCGAGCGUCGGAGCUCGCAAUUUAUAGAAACCCGGCGUGAAAGCGUUCGCUCCGGCAGUUAAGAUAUACAUCCGAGUUUAAAACAUGGAGUCCCCUCCAGAUCCGGCAAAUGACACGGGCAGCGGCGCUGCGGAGCCGGCUACCCCGGUCAGGGACACCCCGGUUAACCUGGAGACUCUCGGAAAAACUGACCAGCAAGCCCCGGUUCGAAGGCAGAGCUGUUCGAGCACCAACAGAGGUAUUUCUGUAACAAAGAAGACACACACUUCUCAAAUCGAAAUAAUUCCUUGCAAGAUCUGUGGCGAUAAAUCAUCGGGAAUCCAUUAUGGCGUGAUAACGUGCGAGGGUUGCAAGGGCUUCUUCAGGAGAAGUCAGCAGAGUAAUGCUGCAUAUUCCUGCCCCCGGCAGAAGAACUGUCUGAUUGACCGAACCAGCCGCAACCGGUGCCAGCACUGCCGCUUGCAGAAGUGCCUGGCAGUGGGCAUGUCACGGGAUGCCGUGAAAUUUGGCCGCAUGUCCAAGAAGCAGCGUGACAGCCUGUAUGCGGAGGUGCAGAAACACCGGCUGCAGCAACAGCAGCGGGACCACCAGCAGCAGCCUGGUGAGGCCGAGCCGCUCUCGCCGCCUCCCGCCUACGGCCUGUCCGCCAGCGGUCUCACCGAGCUGCAGGACGACCUCGGAGGCUACAUGGACGGUCACACGUCCGAUGGCGGCAAGCCGGACUCUGCUGUCGGCACAUUCUACCUGGACAUCCAGCCCUCGCCGGACCAGUCUGGCCUGGACAUCAACGGCAUCAAGCCCGAACCCAUCUGCGACUACGCCCAGGGUUCCGGAUUCUUCCCGUACUGCUCCUUCACCAACGGGGACUCCUCCCCCACAGUGUCCAUGGCAGAGCUCGAGCACCUGGCCCAGAACAUUGGCAAGUCCCACGUGGAGACGUGCCAGUACCUGCGGGAGGAGCUCCAACAGAUGAGCUGGCAGGCCUUUCUCCAGGAAGAGGUGGAGAGCUACCAGAACAAGCCCCGGGAGGUCAUGUGGCAGCUGUGUGCCAUCAAAAUAACUGAGGCCAUCCAGUAUGUGGUGGAGUUCGCCAAGCGCAUUGAUGGCUUCAUGGAGUUGUGUCAGAAUGAUCAAAUCGUACUUCUAAAAGCAGGAUCUCUGGAGGUUGUGUUCGUCAGGAUGUGCCGUGCCUUCGACUCUCAGAACAACGCAGUUUACUUUGACGGGAAGUACGCAGGACCUGAUGUCUUUAAAUCAUUAGGCUGCGACGACCUGAUUGGCUGUGUCUUUGAGUUCGGGAAGAACUUGUGCGCUGUGCAUCUGUCCGAGGAUGAGAUCGCCUUGUUCUCAGCAUUUGUGCUGAUGUCUGCAGAUCGAUCCUGGCUUCAGGAGAAGGUCAAGGUGGAGAAACUCCAGCAGAAGAUCCAACUGGCACUUCAGCACGUCCUGCAGAAAAACCAGCGAGAGGAUGGCAUUCUCACAAAGUUGAUAUGCAAAGUGUCCACUCUGCGAGCGCUGUGCAGCCGGCAUACAGAGAAGCUGAUGGCUUUCAAAGCAAUAUACCCAGACAUUGUGCGCACACACUUCCCUCCCCUGUAUAAGGAGCUGUUUGGCUCGGACUUCGAGCAGGCGGCACCGGUGGAUGGGUAGCCGUCCUGCUGCGCCGAGGAAUGUGAGCGGGCCAGAGCCGGAGCAAUCUGAGACGCGUCACCGUAGCCGUGGAUUUCGGGACAGUCCACUCGCUGCACACUCGGGGGGGUGGGGGGGGGCUUCUCUUUUGGUUUGUCUUAUUGUCAUUUUUCUUUUUUUUCUUCUUCGGUUAUAAACCGGUGUGGGGUCCUUAUCCUGCGCACUUUUGGGAGGUGUCUUUUUAAAACGUGUUCAGGGUGAACUCAAACCUCCCAUGCAUAUACUUCUGGGGCAAUUUUUUUUCUUCUUUUUUUUUACCCAUUUUACCAUCUUCAGAACGUAGAAGAAUCCCCCGAAACGUCUGGAGCAACUGCGAUCCCAGCCGGCCCAUCUUUUCUCCAACAGCCCUUACAAAAACGAACCCGGCUAUGCGGAUUGACGAGUCCAUUGUGAAUCCUUCGGUUUGUACCAUUCCCAAAAGACAGAGGGGGUUCUUCAAAGCCAAACUGUGGACCCAGUGGGAACUCGAGGGUUUGUUGAACUCCACGUAUAUCCUGGGGAACCCCUAGCCACUGAUACUCUUAUUUGGUAAGUGUCUGGAAGGCUGACUCAUCGUCACACGAAAAGGGGGCAAAAUGCAGGAAAAGGAUCUUUCACCGGCACAGACGCGAAAGGCACCUUUACGUGGACAAUCAUGAAAUUCUGUCCGUUCUGGUCAAAUGCAAAGACUUUAAGAUGUCAAAGAGUCCAUCCUUCAUUGUGACACGGUGAACCCAUGUAAGUUCAUAGGCUGUAAGUUCCUCCAUGAAGAAGCAUCCUGCAGAAAUUCAGCAUACUGACGUAACAGUGCAGUUCCACCUCUUUCAUAAUGUACUACAGGGUAUACGGUCUUAAGUACUUACUUAAAUACAAAAAGGUAAUAUUUAUAGAAUCUAUUUUAAAUAAGAUAUUAGUAGGUAGAAUAUUCUUAAUUGUUGAAUUGAUAAGGCACUUUUUGCACCUUUAUUUUAUUUAAGACUUGUGUAAAACCUUGUAGUGUGUUGCAUGUGCACAAGAGAUACAGUCUUAAGCACGUCCAUGGACAUCAGCUGUUGGAGGUACAGGGGCUGUCAGAGGUCUGCGUGUGGGGGGGGUGGCUAAGGAUAGCUACCACUGGCACUGCCAGAAACGAAUUUCACCACUCACUCAUUGUUCUUACUCUCGAAGUCACCUGUCGUUGAUUCCUCUUUCUGAGGAUGACUGUUGAAGCGUCUGUAGGGAAUUGACACUUCAUCAGGGUGGAAUCCCACAACCGACCAAGGCCUGGUUAAGGGUUUAUCGAAGGGAAACCUCGGUCUAUCAUUUACAAGCUUUGUCCAUCCAUAAAUAUAGCACUUGUUUAUAGAGGAGAGCCGGUAAUGGACACACAAAUACACACUUUAACCAACAUGGGAAUCAUUAUGAGAAAACGAUCCCACAAUCACUGCACACGGACAUACGUUCAUACGUGGUCAUUAGUAAGAUCUGUAUCACGCAAUCAAGAGACCAGAGAUCGCGCCAGGAUGUCAUGGCGAAUCUGUCUUACCAGAAAGAAGAGUGAUUUUUGUAUUUUUUUUUUGCAGAAUUUUUUUUUUUAUUAUUUAUUGCAAUACUAGGGUAUUAACUGAGGUCUAUAGAAGGAAGUGGUUAUUUCAGCUAAACGCUGCCUGUGAAUGUCAUAUGCAGCUCAAAAUCGCCAUCUAGUGGCUAAGAAUGGGAGGUCUCCUUGAACGCAUUUUCCACAGGCUGCUAAGCCCUAAGAUCAAAGGAAGAGGGGAUUUGCAGUGGUGACCCUUGUGACAGCCAGCUGUCCCUAACUAUUUCCGACCGUCAGCUGAUCCUUACAGGUAUUCCCCCCCUGUCCAUUCACUGUGUGUGUGUACAGCUGUGUAUAUGUAACUGCUUCUGUACAGUAAGUUCUGAAUUGUUGAUUACAUUUCAUUUUGGACAGGAUAUUAGAAAAAAAAAACGUACAUAUUCGACGCCUCAUCUGGAAGUGAAACUUCUAUUUUUCUAACCCAUAACGAAUUGCAUGUUAGAGACAACAAGUGGCACUUAGAAAAUUCCUGCAAUAAUUCCUGUGCGUUAUCUGUGAAAAAAAGAAACAAUGCAAUUAUAUUGCAAGACAAUGAUAGACAAAACUACCUUUCUAAUUACCAUUUCUUGUUUUAUUUGGAAGUCUCUCGGGCCGUGUUGAGAACUGCGUCGCUGUUCGUACCUCCACAUACCAUCGUUGUCUUUUUUUUAUUCUGCAUUUUUUCCUCUGUCUAGAAAAUUCUGGUGUUUUGACAUUCCAAGAAGUCUAUGGAGUCUGGAGUUGUAGAAAUAUGGCAGGCCUCUUCAGCGGUGUUUCUGCGGAGCAGGAAUUAGGGCGUGGUUUUAUUUGAGCAUUAGAAAGGCAGGCUUUGCUCUUCUCUAUUCCUCUGCAACAGUGCAAUAUGUAUGUGGCAGGACACAGUUUGUUGUGCACCGGUAUCCCUCAGGGCCUGCAUGGUUUAGCUUAGUCUUUCCUUUUUUGUGUGAAAUUCUUUUUUCGUUUGUUUUGUUCUUAUUUCAUUUAAGGAUGUCGGCUAACAGUCUAGUCAGAUUUCCAACAAGAGGAAGUCUUUUCAAAUCUUGCCUUCAUUUGCUAAAUGUAGUACAGUCUGAGGCAUAGAGUCAUACUUACGUAAUUUUUUUUUUAACUCAAACAGAAGGGUGCGAAAGAAAAUUGCAGUUCUCAGCACACUUGUAUUAAGAGCAAGAUGUGGAUUAUCUAUCUCCUUAUAUGGGCAACAGACGCCUAGACCUACAGUGAACAUAAAGUCAACAUACAGUUUCCAUCACUUUACUUGUACUUUGCAAUACAAUUCGUCUCUGUGACAAAUAUAAACCCAGACAUUCACUACAUUUUACUCCAACAUAUUUGCCGAGAAAACCAAAUCAUUUUUUUUUUAAAUAUGUUGAACAUAAAAAUGUUUACUUGGGCUGGGAUAAGAAGCAAUACUAAACUAUGCUCAGAAUCUAUAUGUUUUUAUAAUAAUUCUGUUUAAUUCAUUUGCCGGCUACAACCCAAGACACGUAGAGUUGCAUGUAUGUUAAAUAAAGCCAGUUGCAGGAUUUAGAGAGGAGACUCAUCCUUAAAGCAGAUGUGAGCCUGAAGCCAGUCAUGCUGUUUAGUCUGAGAUGAUGUGAAGUGAGAGCUCAGGGAGAAACCAGUGAAGGACCCAUAGACAGGUAACGUCGAGCAUAAUGAACGUCUGCCCCGAUAUGCGAUUUCAGCGUGAGUUAUCGCAUUGAUUGCAUGAUUUCCUACAUGCAGCCCAAUCUCAUUUUAAUAUUGCUUGUAUAAGGUUCAGAUGAAUCUCGGGAAUUAGAACUGGAAAUUCGAGAAUUGACUUUUUUUUCCCCAUUGUACAAUCUUUUUUUAACCUGUAGUGAAGAAUGCAUUCCGUCUAGAAAACACGAUUGUUACAAUAGUGUUUUAUGUCAGACAUCACUGCACUAUGUUAUUUGCUGCUGUUGAAAGUAUACGUUGAAAGUAUUGUACAUCACUAUAAUUUAAUGCAAAUUCUAAACUCAAUUUGUCAGUCGUUAGUCAGUGAAGUCCUGAUUCGAUAUAUAAUUAAAGCCAAAUUGCUGUAUAGUAUUAAUUUUAAUAAUUAUUUUGAAAUAUUUUUAAUAAUUAUUGUUACAACUUUAAAAGUACAACAAUACUCUGAAACUGAAUUAUAUAAUCCCUUUUUACUGACUGCAUUCUGAGCGUCGUGUCACACGACUUAGGAAGGUGAUUAGGAUGAUCUUCUAUCUGAGGGUUUUGCAAUGUUGUAAAUAUUAUUUUCAGAUAAGGCUUGAAGCUAAAUUUAAUUUGUGUCUUACAGAGAAAUAAAGCUUUUUCCUGGUUUCCUAAAUGAACCACAGCAAUCCGCUUGGUGAGUUAAAACUUUGUGCCAAAUAAAUAUUUUCGCUACACUUAAUCAACUGACAUGUUUAGCCCAGUGCAGUGUUUUAAGAUGGGUAAUGUAGUUGCUGCAGUGAAGUCUUGCUUUACACACCUCUGCCCAUCACAUGGCCUCAGCCAACCAGUGGUACCUUGUUAAUUGAUUAUAAGGGAGAGAAUCUCCAACUCAAUAUUUAUGCGGUCGCUUCCUACCAUUCCCAGUAGGUGGCGCCUGUCGUGUUCAUUUGAGAUAUGACUGUGGCAGAAUUAUAAGCAAUAUUAUUUUUAAUAGCCUAAAGAGGUCUUUUAAUGAUAACAGUGGAAGUGGGAAUUUCCCCUGGUAUGACCAAAUGUAGGACCUUGCUUCAGUUCAUGACCCUUCCUGGCAUAGCAUCUCCUCCGCCUGCGUUUCUAACUGUGUAUGUUACUUCCACUUUGGCUCUUUUUCUGUGGUAGAAGAGGCUCAGCUAUUAAAAUAUAGGCAGUCAGGGUUUUUAAAAUAGAAUAUUGUAGGAUUAAUAUAUCUUUCUGUGUUUUGUACUGCCAUGGAUGAAUAUUGAUGUCACAGGACAAUGUCAUCAUUGAAUGAUUAGGAAUGACUAACUGGACAGCAGUGACAGGUGAGCGAGCCGCCGCUGGUGUGGUUCGUGUCGUGUGACAGAGAAACUCCAGCUUAUGGAGCAGACACUGAUCACAGGCCGCAGACGCUCUCUAGUCCGGCACGCCUCACAUUCUCUUUUUUUUUUUUUUUAGCGUAAGGACCACAGGCCAUUCUAGACCCGGUUCCGUUGGGCUUCAGCAAACCCAUUUUUUGCCCCCCUGAAAACUUGCCGUUCCAUAUUUCUUCAGAUUGAAAGUGAGAACCCUACGGGGGCUGAGCCCCAUAAGAGUCACACGCUAGAAUUACCUUUGGUAAAGACUCUUCUCUGGGGUCACUGGUUCGUCUGCGUGUGUGUGUGUGUGUGUGUGUGUGUGUGUGUGUGUGUGUGUGCGUACAAGGCGAACAUAGGGCAGGCUCAGACGAGGCUUUAAUGAUUGAUGGAAGGCAGGGUUGUGUGCCGAGUUUUGCAUUUUAUUUCAUUUAAAAAGAAAUGUCCGCCUGUCCCACAGCAUUUCUCAUUUCAAUCUCUGUUGUUUUUUUUUCCUCCAAAGUACAGCAAGCCAAGUCACGAGAAAAAUAAAUUUAAUUUUUGAAAAAUGACAAGGAAAAAAAAAUAAUUAGCCAUAACGGAAUGUCAAGCAAUAAUGUAAAUGUUUUAUUACUAUUAAUUUGUGCAGUUUGUAGACAUCAGCAUGUAAAUACAAUCUGUUAUUUAUCACCCUUAUUUUGUGGUUAUGUUCUUUAUCAUCUGUAUAUUUGACCAGUUCUGUUCCUUUUUUGAGAACGAAGAACUUCAGAAGGCCUGUAUAUGUCAUUGUUUUUUUUCUCUAUAUAUCCCUUUUCUGAAUUUAUUUCACAAUAUUUAAUGUUAUUAUUGAUCACGUGUAUAGAGGUAACUUUAUAACUUCUUUCUGUAUAGGUAAGGAGAAGAAAUGGCUAUAAAACCCUACUCAGUAUGAAUGUUUAUCUGUUUAUUAAAUACUUCAUGCUGUACAAUAUCCAUUUUAAUAUACUACUCUUGUUUAGAGUGAGUUUGAUAGGGUUAGGGUACGGUGGCUUUUCCUUUGUGUUAAUCUAAUGUGUGGUGCUAGCUGAGUUACUUUUGUGAACAAAUCCUUAAGUCCUAGACUAGGCCACCCAUUCGUCCAUUUAUUUUAUUGAGUAUUGAUGCGUUGUUUAUAUUAGGGCUAAAUAAUGAUAAUGAUAAUGAUAAUAAACAUGAUUAAUGGUAAUGAAAGUACAAUUACUAUAAUACCCAGCAAGUACCUGUAUCAGAGUACUAGGUUUGGGACAAUACACUUUUUUCUCUUCUUACUUUAAGAUUAUUAGCAAAAGCAGUAUCAUUCUAUGAAAAGGCAGAAUCACAAUUAUGUGUGUCUACAGUUUUAGGCAAAAAGAUAUGCAUUGAUUUUUGUGGCUAAAAAGUUCACUCUUCUUAAGGCCCUGUCAGUGGUCGUCCUGCGACCACUGAUUCUUAAAGGACAUACUGAUUCUUGAGUAUUGUAAUAUACACAUAUAAAACUUUUUUUUUUUUUUUUUUUGCCAAUUUCAGACAAAAUUUGCUUGCAAUAAUGUACAUAACACUGAGUACCUGACUCUGUGAUGUAUGAUUCAUAAAUUAUAUUUAAGUUGUUUUUCAGCUUCUCUGGAAAAUUGUUAAAUCAUUUGCGCACACUGGUCAAAUCUUUAAGAAAAAUGUAUUUUUUCACAAUUUGUCGUAUAUGUUUUCCAUGUUUGUAUAACUGCAGAUAACCAUAAAAGACCAUUGAAAACAAACUGUUCUCUCAAACAAUGUGCUGUGUAGGUGACUGGACAUUAACGAUAAUCCAACAUUAAUAAAAUACAAAAACACAUUAUUAACCAGACCAGGAAUAUAAACAUCUUAACUCAAUUAUAUUUCGUAUUGCAUUACAGAUUGUAUAUUAAGUUCUUGUCCAUUUUCACCUGGAAAUCAAUCGACAAUCCAUUUUCUGUUUCUGUUGUCAAAUGUGUUUUUUUGUUUUAAUUCAGGAAAUCAUGGGAUGCAUUGCAAUUCCAAUGUGUGUGCAUGCCGUUUUCCCAGACACACCUUUUUUUUUUGUUAAAUGUACGAUCAAGUCGGUGCAUUUCAAACUAGAGCAGCACAAAUUGUGAAAAUGGGGGCCAGACUCCGUUUUUAUGUCACCUUUGCUACUGAUGUUGAAAUGGGGACAAAUGAACGUGGACAUUUUUAAUCUGGCUCUUCUGAGUGAUCGCUACACAAUGCUUGUUCACCUCUUGUCAGAUUCUUAAAAAAACAAACAAAAAAAUAAGUAUUUUGAUUCAUUUUGUAAAUAAAGCUGUAAAGAAAAUAAGAAAUUUAAUGUUGUCUUUUAAAUACUUUUCAUUCUAAUAUGAAUGUUGUUAUAUUGUACUUAGAAACUGUACCUUUAAUAUUACCUUUAUUAAAAGUGCAUCUAACACAUCGAUUUUAGAUGUGUUUCAUGUGCUGAAAAUCCCAUAAUAAAAAAUGCAACCUGG